GCAGUAACUGUCCCACCUAAAGAGCUCUGAGAGGAGGAGUGACCAAAAGAGACAGGGCUCCCCCUGGCCGGCUAGAGUCGAGGCUUUGCUGCUCCGCGGCCGGCCACGGGCGCGUCCCGGGAUCCCUGGAAAGGCAGCGAUGGCUGCGGAACCGGAGCUGAUUGAGUUAAAGAACUUGGUCCGCUACCCCGACGGGCUGCGGGGGCAGGAGACUGGCCGGAGUCCGGGCCCUAGGAGUCCAGGCCGGCUGGAGCGCGCCAAUGCGCUGCGCAUCACCCCGGGCCGCGGCCCUGACGUGCUGCCCCGCGGCCGUCAAGUCCGGCUGCUGGGCGGCCACAGCGAUCCCCGACUCACCGCGGGACCGGGCCGGGGCCACUGCUUCCGCCCAUCGGGACCCGGCACCCACACUUGGUGCGACCUCUGUGGGGACUUCAUCUGGGGCGUCAUUCGCAAGGGCCUGCAAUGCGUCCAUUGCAAGUUUACUUGCCAUUACCGAUGCCGGGCCCUGAUCCGUUUAGACUGUUUUGGUCCCCGAGAACUGAGCUUGGAGCCUACCUUGGAAAGAGACACCAAUGUGGAUGAGCCACUCGAGUGGGAGAAACCAGUCCUGUCUCAAACUGAGAUUGAGCAGAAGAUCAAGGAGUACAAUAGCCAGAUCAACAGUAACCUCUUCAUGAGCCUGAACAAGGACGGCUCCUAUACUGGUUUCAUCAAGGUACAGUUGAAACUUGUGCGUCCGGUGUCUGUGCCCGCUACCAAGAAGCCCCCUACCCUGCAGGAUGCCAAGCGAACCGCUGGGAAGAAUCAGGCCGUGAAGCGCCGUACCUCCUUUUACCUCCCCAAAGACACAGUCAAACACCUGCAUGUGUUGUCACGAACACGGGCCCGAGAGGUCAUUGAGGCGCUGCUCCGAAAGUUCCUGGUGGUAGAUAACCCCCGGAAAUUUGCCUUAUUUGAGCGUGCAGAACGUCAUGACCAAGUGUACCUGCGAAAGCUGUCGGAUGACGAGCAGCCCUUGCGCUUACGGCUGCUCGCAGGGCCCAGUGAAAAAGCUUUGAGUUUUGUCCUAAAGGAAAAUGAGACUGGGGAUGUCAACUGGGACGCCUUCAGCAUGCCUGAGUUACAUAAUUUCCUUCGGAUCCUUCAACGGGAAGAAGAGGAACACGUGCGACAAAUCCUCCAGAAGUACUCUCGUUGCCGCCAGAAGAUGCAGGAAGCACUAGGAGCCCGCCCUUUGGGAUGACCCCCCUCCCCAUCUCCUUCUUGACCCGACUUGAGGGUCAGGUUGCUUAAAGGCUUCGAGAGGUCACCAGGCCGAAUGGAUGGGGGGUGGCGGGGGGGCAGCACCGAAUGGAUGUCAUAUGAAUGUGUCGGGCCUGAGGAGUGAGUGUGUGUGGAGGCUUCCCAACUGAGGGGGAGCCAGCUAGGUGUGUGGGGACAUGGGAUGUCCUUGAUGUAGCAUCGUGGCUGCUACUCUGGAAUGACAGCGACUAAAGAGCUCUCUUGUAAAAUAGAGCUAGAACAGAAGAGUCCCUGGGGCUCAUUGUGACACAUCUGGGAGGGGGGCUGGGACAGGGCUCAGAGAGGACAAUCUUGGAUUGGGCAUUCUCUGUUCCCUCUGCCCACCACCCCCAGAAAGUCCCCUCUACCGCGAGAACACCAAGGCGGCAGCUCUCGCGGAGAGCUCCCAGGCGGCCAACAUCUGUAUAGCUCAAGGCUGAGCUCGAGCAUUGCUCUAUAUUCUGUUGGCUUGCUUCAGAGACAUUGUGCUGGCCCACGCUGAACACAGCCGAGACACAGUCUCAUUAGGGGUAAAAUAGCUUCAGCUAAACACAGUGACUCGCUGAGGUCCAUUAGUUUUUAUGACUCCGUGGGACCAGCCCCACUAAAACAGAACAAUUGGGAGCUUAAGAUGUAUAGGGACCCUUGGGUAUACAGGGAAUAAAAUGGAUUUGACUUCAGUGAUCACCUUUGGAGAUCGAAUCCAGCAAGCACCUCCAUUAGGAGGACAAGAUUGCUGGCUGGAGGUGCAGUCAUGGUGAAUGAGGGGGUUCAAAAGGAUCCUAGAUGGCAAAAAGAGCUUCAUUAUUGCUGCUAGGCUCUGAGGGCGUGGCCAUUCACCCCAGGUGCUAACCAGAGUGAGGGUAUUUCCCUCACAAGUAUUUGUCAUGGUCUGUAUGUUUCUUGAUCUCAGCUGAGUGACUCCCAGGUGGAGAUGAUAGAAUGUGUGGGACCUGUGGAUGACUGCUGGGUGUGUCACAAAAAAAGGGCCUGGGGCCCAAGAGGAAUCCUGUAAUAAUAAAGCUUGGGCCAAUCAUUCUACCUUCACAA
This is a messenger RNA of Antechinus flavipes (yellow-footed antechinus), 2331 nucleotides long. RefSeq names its product Ras association domain family member 1 (gene RASSF1). Gene Ontology annotation, cellular component: microtubule cytoskeleton; nucleus. NCBI's taxonomy places the organism in Eukaryota, Metazoa, Chordata, Mammalia, Dasyuromorphia, Dasyuridae. The transcript has 6 exons. The coding region runs from base 140 to 1243 and encodes 367 amino acids. Gene Ontology annotation, biological process: Ras protein signal transduction. The record is from RefSeq and is a predicted model, not a curated record.